Molecule: messenger RNA, 916 nt
Organism: Annulohypoxylon truncatum
Lineage: Eukaryota; Fungi; Ascomycota; Sordariomycetes; Xylariales; Hypoxylaceae
Product: ribosomal protein L6e-domain-containing protein
Exons: 3
Coding region: 133-735 (200 amino acids)
Biological process (GO): ribosomal large subunit assembly; cytoplasmic translation
Cellular component (GO): ribosome; cytosolic large ribosomal subunit
Molecular function (GO): RNA binding; structural constituent of ribosome
Source: RefSeq, a predicted model, not a curated record
CAACUGAAUUGAAUCUUUUUGCGCGAAGUGGAAUUUCUGAACCUCGCAAUCAAGCAACAUCCAACAAAUCGAGGAACCUACCAGUUUCCCUUUCACCCACCACAUAACCUCCCUUCUCCGACAAGCUUCACAAUGUCGCAACCGACCACGCAGAAGAAGUUCGGAAAGUCCACUCGGGAGGUUCCUCACCCUUCCCAGCGGGCUCAGAAGUGGUACCCUGCCGAGGACGAGGCUAAGCCUAAGACUGUUCGCAAGGCUCUCCGACCCUGGGCCCCGCGAAAGUCUCUCCAGCCCGGCACCGUUCUUAUCCUCCUCGCCGGCCGUUUCCGAGGCAAGCGCGUAGUCCUCCUCAAGAGCCUCGACCAGGGUGUCCUCUUAGUCACCGGCCCCUUCAAGAUCAACGGCGUUCCCCUGCGACGAGUCAACGCUCGAUACGUCAUCGCGACCUCUUACAAGAUCGACCUCAGCGGAUUAGACGAGAGCAAGGUUAACGAGGUCGCACAAGCCCAGUACUUCACCCGAGACAAGGCUAAGGACAAGGCGAGCGAGGAUGCUUUCUUCAAGCAGGGCGAGAAGCCUCAGAAGAAGGAGGUCAACACCAGCCGAGCGGCGGACCAGAAGACCAUCGAUCAGGCUCUGAUCGCCAACAUCAAGAAGGUAGAUCUGCUUGCCAGCUACCUCGCGAGCUCUUUCAGCCUCCGAAAGGGCGACAAGCCUCAUGAGAUGAAGUGGUAGAUUCCGUGGGGCCGUAAGGGGGAAUGGGAUUUGCUUUAGAAAAUCACUUAAAUGACACUGCGGACGGCGGAUCGCGGAACUGGGCUGGCUCUGCCAAUUGCAUCUGGACGUUGAGGCAUCGGUCACAUUGAUUCUGGCGUCUGUAAUCGAGGUUCUAGUCAAUAAACGACUAUCAAGGCAA